GUUCCGCCGCCACGACAAUGACGUUGCUGCUGUUCUGGUCACGUGACACCAACAUGGCUGCGCGCAUGUGAAAGUCAUGCUACACUUCAUCGGAAUUACUAUUCAUGGAUUUUAAAUCACCAUUUAUAAGGAACCGGUAUCGAGUAAGCUACUAUUAGCGUCUGCAGAUAUUUUAACUUAUAUACACACUGUAGCGUAUAUGGUUAUGGACCCCGACGGACAACUACGGAAUCUUCGCGACUUCCUCUUGGUUUAUAAUCGAAUGACCGAAAUUUGCUUCCAGCGAUGCACGAACAAUUUCAACUACAGAAAUCUCACAAUGGAUGAAGAGCAUUGUGUGGACAGCUGUGCUGGCAAACUAAUCCGUUCCAACCAUCGCCUCAUGGGCACAUAUGUAAAGUUGAUGCCAGCUAUGGUCCAACGCCGAAUGGAGGAGAUGGAAAGCAAAGCUGCAGAAGCCGUAAAGGCAGCCGAAGCAGUAGGCCCAGUGGAGCGUCUCGUUGGAGGUUUAAAUUCAUCAGAUGCCCCAUCCACCCUCAUAACAUCUACUCUUGCCACACCUUCACCAGAUGUGCCGACACCCACAUAUGCUGCAGAACAGGCAGAGAUGGUAGCUACCCAUGGCAUAAUUCAAUCUGUACCAUCACCGUCUACAAAUGAGGCAUUGGUUUCACCCGUAACAUUCCCAGUUGUUACAGAAAGUGCACACACACAUUCAGCUGAGUCCCCAGUAUUAGUCCCAUCCCAUCCAAGCAAUCAUCCUUAGAAGUGACCUCUUCACUUUUAGAGGGACUUAAGGUAUCUACCUCUCCUGACUCCCUCUCAAGUGCUAUGACAGGCAUCCCUUUAAGAAAUGAAGAUGUAAACCAUAUUGGUGUAGUGAACAGCAGCAUGUCACCACCAGCCCCAGCACAUCAGUCUACUAGGGGAGAAGGACCACCAUCUUAAUGGUGGAUUAUUAAUAAACAGGGACACGUUUCAUUGCUCAGAACUGUUAUCCGGAAGCAUGAACCGAGUAGAAUAAUGAGUAUGAAAACUACUUGAAGGUGAAAAAGUGUGACUUUCAUUAAUACUGUCUUGAGAGACAUGGAUAUUUCCAAUUCCUAAUGAUAGCAGGCACAGUGGUAACAAAAUAUGUCAUUGUUUGGAUGCUGGUGUUUUUCGGUUCACUUCUGAUGUUGGGAAGUAUAUGUGACCAUGUGGCUGAGAAGGCAUGCAACCAGAAAAAAAUUAUGUGUAAUGGUGUUUAGAAUGGUGGAAAAACUUCACAUUUUAACAAAAAAUAAAAUAUGUAAUUAUGAAAAGGGUAUUUGGAAGUAUUUUUGAAUAUGCGUGGAAUAUGAUAUAAUUUCAGGUUGUUAUUACACUCUUACGUUAUUGUAUUAUAUUUUCUGAAUAACUGUAUUUUGAAUUAGUCUUAGGGUUUUCUCUAAAUUUCUCUCACUUGAGAUGUGCUACUGGGACCACACCUUUCAUAGUAGUAUUUUAUUUAUUUAAUUCAUACUCACAAUGAAUGUGUUACAUAAUAAGGUACUGUACUGCAAGGUGAUAAAAUUCUUUAAAGAUACAAUCACUGAUACAAGUAUGUUCCCUUUCACUCUCAGACUGCACAAGUGCCCUGUUAGAUAUUGUGUAUAAUAAUCAUAUUUUAUAAUGGCUCUGGGUAGUUAAAGAAUUAAUGCCUGGGGUGCAGUCAUGAGCCUUGCACAACUAUUAUCCAAUAUCUGAUAGAGAAAUUUGGUUCAGUCUCAAUAAACAGGAAUAUACACCAAUCAGCCGUAACACUAAAACUACCUGCCUAAUAUUAUGUAGUUCCCCCUUGUGCCACCAAAACAGCUCUGAUUUGUCGAGGCAUGGACGCCACAAAACCUCUGAAGGUGUGCUGUGGCAUCUGGCACCAACACUUUGGCAGCAGAUCCUUUAAUUCUUGUAAGUUGCGAGGUGGGUCUCCAUGCAUCUGACUUGUUUAUCCAGCACAUCCCACAGAUGCUCGAUUGGAUUGUGAUCUGGGGAAUUUGGGGACCAAGUCAAUACCUUGAACUCUUUGUCAUUUUCCUCAAUCCAUUCCUGAAC
This is a messenger RNA of Ictalurus furcatus (blue catfish), 2073 nucleotides long. It is a transcript of the gene timm10b, whose product is annotated as translocase of inner mitochondrial membrane 10 homolog B (yeast). The transcript has 3 exons. Lineage: Eukaryota; Metazoa; Chordata; Actinopteri; Siluriformes; Ictaluridae. The record is from RefSeq and is a predicted model, not a curated record. Bases 200 to 766 code for a protein of 188 amino acids. Gene Ontology annotation, cellular component: mitochondrial intermembrane space chaperone complex.